This is a messenger RNA of Ahaetulla prasina, 3291 nucleotides long. RefSeq names its product katanin catalytic subunit A1 like 1 (gene KATNAL1). The transcript has 11 exons. Gene Ontology annotation, cellular component: microtubule cytoskeleton; microtubule. Gene Ontology annotation, biological process: microtubule severing. NCBI's taxonomy places the organism in Eukaryota, Metazoa, Chordata, Lepidosauria, Squamata, Colubridae. The record is from RefSeq and is a predicted model, not a curated record. The coding region runs from base 294 to 1763 and encodes 489 amino acids. Gene Ontology annotation, molecular function: microtubule binding; ATP binding; microtubule severing ATPase activity.
GCUACGGUCCCGCACGCGCGCCAACGGGCCGAGGGACCCAGAAGGCGGUGUCCCCCCCGCCGUCUCUUUUCGCGCCCCGCGCGCACGAGCACGCGAAGGCGGCGGCCCCUCCCUGCCGUAGGCCCAGCAGCUCCAUCCUCUUUUUUUUUUUUUCCCCUUUUGCUUUUUUUAGACUCAAGCAAGGAUUAAGCUUUCGAAGACGGAGGAUGCGAUACCCGCCCUCCCCGCUCAGAAUCGCGAGCCCCUGGAAUUCCUAACAGACGUUUUCCUCCACCCCAGGUUUUUCAAAGAAGAUGAAUUUGGCUGAGAUUUGUGAUAAUGCUAAAAAAGGAAGAGAAUAUGCACUACUUGGAAAUUACGACUCUUCCAUGGUUUAUUACCAGGGUGUCAUCCAGCAAAUUCAACGGCAUUGUCAAUCGAUCAGAGACCCAACAUUAAAGGGCAAAUGGCAGCAGGUUCGGCAAGAAUUAUUAGAAGAAUUUGAACAAGUAAAGAGCAUUGUUAACACCUUAGAGAGUUUUAAAAUAGACAAGCCUACGGAUAUUCCUGUAUCUUAUCAAGAUGAACAUUUUAGAGAUCCAAUUGUGUGGCCACCUCCUGUUCCAGCUGAGCACAGAGUCCCACCUCAGAUAAAACGACCCAAUCGAGAAGUGAAACCUCUGCGGAGAGAAUUGCCAGGAUUACAACGGGGACCUGUGGGCAGAGCUCAACCAAUAUCAAAAAAUGAAAAACCUGCUAGUAGUCGAGAGAGGGAAUCUAAAGGAAAAGGGAAAGAUGAAAAGGGAAAGAAGAUCCCCCAGGAUGGUGGUGGUGACAGUGAAAUUCAGAAAUUUGAUGGAACAGGAUAUGAUAAAGAUCUGGUUGAAGCUCUUGAGAGAGAUAUUGUAUCAAGAAAUCUAAGUAUUCAUUGGGAUGAUAUCGCAGAUUUAGAAGAAGCCAAAAAAUUAUUAAGAGAAGCAGUUGUUCUUCCACUGUGGAUGCCAGAUUUUUUCAAAGGAAUCAGAAGACCUUGGAAAGGAGUACUUAUGGUUGGCCCUCCUGGGACUGGUAAAACCAUGCUAGCAAAAGCCGUCGCUACAGAAUGUGGAACUACAUUUUUCAAUGUGUCUUCUUCCACUCUCACAUCAAAAUAUCGAGGCGAAUCUGAAAAAUUAGUCCGUUUGCUGUUUGAAAUGGCCAAGUUUUAUGCACCUACGACCAUUUUCAUUGAUGAAAUAGACUCUAUCUGUAGUCGCAGAGGCACUGUGGAUGAACACGAGGCAAGUCGCCGAGUCAAGUCAGAGCUGCUGGUUCAGAUGGAUGGUGUAGGUGGAGCGCUGGAGAAUGAUGACCCUUCAAGAAUGGUGAUGGUGCUUGCUGCUACAAAUUUUCCCUGGGAUAUUGAUGAAGCUUUGAGAAGGAGACUGGAAAAAAGAAUUUAUAUACCUUUGCCAACAGCAAAAGGCAGAGUGGAGCUGCUUAAGAUUAAUCUCCGGGAAGUUGAACUGGAUCCUGACAUUAGUCUGGAAGAAAUUGCUGAGAAGAUUGAAGGCUACUCUGGUGCUGAUAUCACUAAUGUCUGCAGGGAUGCCUCAUUGAUGGCGAUGAGGCGACGCAUUAAUGGCUUGUCACCAGAGGAGAUCCGGGCCCUCUCUAAAGAAGAACUUCAGAUGCCCGUCACCAAGGGGGACUUUGACUUGGCUCUGAAGAAAAUCUCGAAAUCAGUUUCAGCUGCAGAUCUGGAGAAGUAUGAGAAGUGGAUGUCAGAGUUUGGCUCUGCUUAAUCCUGGAGACAUCUCUUUAUGAAGGAUUUUAGAUUUUUAAUUAUAAAACAUUGGAAGGAUUUCGAAACCUUUUAGGCUUGUGGUUUUCUUAUGGACAAUAUUCCUCUUUUUUUCCUUUUUGCACUUUUAGGGGAACAAAUGAAAAUGUAAUGAGGUCAUAGUAUUCCAUAGAAGAAGCUUGAAAUGGAGAAAUCCUUAUCUAGUUUUGGUGUUCUGCACUUUAACAGUGAAUGCCUGUGUCCUAUUUUUGUUGACAUAGUUUCAUCUGCUAAUCAGACAUGAGAUUGGAUGGGAAGAAAUUAAAAUAAGUAAUACUGCAUUCUUAAUAUUAGGCUAUAUUUGUUAGAUUAGCAUCAGAUCCGGAUUACCUUAAAUGUGGGUGAAAGGUUUUUAUUUUGUUUUUUCCCCUUUAUGCAGAGAUUAUCAGUAUGAUCUACAUCAAAAAUAUUGGGGAUCGUUUUAUGUUGCAUUCAGGUUGCUAUGGCUACAAUAAUAUUUGCUACAAUUCAGUAAUAAAGCAAAACUGUUUUAGUUUUCCCCUAUCUGCUGUUCUCUUGAUAUAACAGCUCCCAUAAUUUCCAGAAACCUUUGGGAAGGCUGGGAAUUCUGGUAAUUGCAUUCCAAAUGCACCAGGAGGGUACACAAUUCAGGAAGAGUUAAGUUAUGAGGGAAAGGAGAUAUAUGUCUCCGAAGACAGCUCUUGAUAUCGUACCCAUCACUUGUGGAAAUUUGAAAAACAAUUUUGAUCUGUGCAUGUCUACUAUACCCAGCAGCAGAUUAAAUGCAAUUACUGGUAGCUCAAUUGCUUGCAUCAAAAUCGGAAGCAUUGGGAUUUGACAACUUGCUUUAUAUUUUUGUUAUUUGAAAUUUCAGAACCACUGUUGCUCUUGUUUCUGCUUUACACUGAUAUAUAACUAUAGCAAUUUCUGUGUACCACUGUGAGCGAGGAAAAUAUUAAUUCUUCAACUAUCUUAGUCAUUCUAAGACUGUAUGCGUAUGUAUUCCAAUGGCUACUGAUUGAAUUUAACAUUAAUUUAUAUUUUAUGAAUAGUGUUCAUAAAGUGUUGUGUGUUUACAAUAUAGGAUAUUGAAAUGGAACACAGUGACACUCCAAACUUGAAGCUAUAGAAUUGUUCUUGAAAUCCAAGAUUACUCUGUUCUUUUCCUUUUUUUAGAAAAAAAGUUCUUUUAAUAUUUGUCAUUGGUCAUUUGUAUAACAUGCUGUUCCCAGAUGUAGCAAUGUAUAUUCAUGCCUAAAUAUUUUUUUUUAAUGGUGUACAUGGGAAGUGUUACAAAACAGUGUCAUCUUUUAUGAGGUCUACAGUAUGUAGACAUGAAGUAUAGUUGAGAUCUUAAAGUGAUCCUCUGAAUGAGAGGAACUGGUUUAUUUAUUUAUUUGAAGAAAGAUAUGUGAUAAAAAGUCCUGGCAGACUUUGAUUUUGAAUGUGGCUAUAGAAAAGUUAACAUGGAUUGAGAUUUCCAAACCAAACUGUCUACAUCAGGGGUCUUCAACCUUGGUCCCUUUAAG